This is a messenger RNA of Dibothriocephalus latus, 783 nucleotides long. Lineage: Eukaryota; Metazoa; Platyhelminthes; Cestoda; Diphyllobothriidea; Diphyllobothriidae. The record is from the annotation of a GenBank genome assembly.
AUGGGGCUUCUUGAGGAAUGUAGCGUAUCCAGUCCUUGCUCAAAUCCACCUAAGAAUCUCGCUGGCCUUAAAAAGCUUGUUGCUCAAGGGCAAUUCGUAACGGCAUCCGGAAGUGCCUCUUUUGACGCCCUUCUAGGUGGUGGACAGAUUGUCGGCACUACUUGUCUUUUUGUCGAGGACAUUCAUGGCACCUAUGCUAAUUACUUCAUAAAACUGUUUGCUGCGCAGGGCUUGGUUAACAGUCACAGGUUAUGCUUAAUCUCCGCUGUUGAAUGCUACGAUGGCUUUCUGAAGAGCCUUCCCGGUUUGCCCGAGGCAAGUAAGAAUCCAGAUGCGUCUACAGGCGAUGAUUAUUUGGAUAUUGCCUGGCGUUACAAGGAUAUAUUACCACAGGCGACAGCCCCGCAGAAAUCGUCAUUCUCUCAUCAGUUUGACAUGGCCUCAACGCUGAACCUUGCGGACUACCCUACCAAUGAAGUUUCAAAGUGCGCUCUGCGAGUAGAUCCUCGAAAGAGCCUUCGCGAUAACCUCGAUACAGUCCUAGAGCACAUUACUAGUAUUGCCAGCAGUGACCAAAAACAAGUUAACAGGAGCAUCAUAGAGUCUUUGGCUUCGCCUCUCUGGGGUAGACAACCAGAAGAUCUGCCAAAUUGUCUGGCCAAUUUUCUUCUGCGUUUGCGCCUGAUCUUGCGAGACACCUUCACUGUCGUCUACCUCACUAUACCACCUUCGAUUAUCAAGGUAAAAAGGCCAAACCUUCCACUCACCAAACAUGCUCUUUGA